Papilio xuthus (Asian swallowtail) is the source of this 3406-nucleotide messenger RNA. Its product is annotated as aminopeptidase N. Gene Ontology annotation, biological process: proteolysis; peptide catabolic process. Bases 60 to 2633 code for a protein of 857 amino acids. The record is from RefSeq and is a predicted model, not a curated record. Gene Ontology annotation, cellular component: membrane; cytoplasm. The transcript is spliced from 13 exons. Gene Ontology annotation, molecular function: peptide binding; metalloaminopeptidase activity; zinc ion binding. Lineage: Eukaryota; Metazoa; Arthropoda; Insecta; Lepidoptera; Papilionidae.
ACGCGCGUCGCGCGAGGACGUGUCUAUAACUUUAGUUCGAAAUUUGAAAAUUAAAAAAAAUGUUCCUUUCCAUUUUUUACUUUUUAAUUUUUUGUACAACGAUUCAAGGAAGUUUCGUAGACGAAGAAUGUUUAAACUACACGGUGUAUCCAGUGCAAUAUGAAAUAACAAUAAUACCUUAUAUUUUUAAAACCGGUGAUUCUUAUUACGAUUGCAAUAUGGUUGUUACUAUAAUAGCAAAUGCCCCGAAUGUUAGAGUCAUAGAAAUGGACGCGAGGGAUUUGGACAUAAGGCGAGAUUCUAUAAAAGUGCUUGAUGGAGAUUUAGACUUAGUGAACAAACAUAGACCUUACGAAGUCGACAAAGUCAGAGGCAAACUGUAUAUAUAUUUAGCUGAUUCUUUAAAACAGUAUAAUGUAUAUAAGACUCAAUAUUUAUUGAAAAUAUCAUUUAAUAAACGUUUGAAGAAAGAAAGUGAUGGAAUAUUUACAUUGGAUUAUAAUGAAGAUGGUACUACCAAAUAUUUGUACACAACACGUCUGUCACCUAACAAGGCGAAAUAUUUCUUUCCCUGCUUUGACAAUCCGCGCUUCGAGGCUGUCUUCAAAUUCAAAGUCUUUCUGCCACCAUCAAGAGUCGACAUGCAAAACUCAAACACAAGUUUGGUAAUAUCUCAAGAGCAACGUCAUUACACGGCUAGUAACAACUACCAAAUAUACGAAUAUAUACCGUCACCACAAGUUGCGUUGUACCAAGUCGGUUUUCAUCAUUCGAAUUUUGGUAAUCGCCGCGUCGUAGCCACAAAAACCAAUGACACAUUAAUUGUCUGGGCACCAAUAUCUACACUAGAGAACUAUAAUUACAUACUCCAAUUCGGAGAGUCGAUUAUAAAUCUUAUCCACGAAUACGCAACCAUCAAUCGACCGCUUGUGUUCGGUCCGAUUAAUUUAGUGGCCGUACCAUCCAUCCUUAAUGGAUACGAGAUAGGAAGUUGGAAUCUCUUGACCAAUGGAGACAACAGACUGAUGUACAUGCCACAGCUGACUAGUAUAAAGCAGAUGGAGCUGAUGAAGUUUGAACUCGCACAGCAGCUGAGCAGGAUAUGGCUUGGAAAUCCCGGAGAGCCCGAGAGAACGAGGUGGAAAGAAGAAUGGUUCAAAGAAGGGGUUGCUACGUAUUUAGCAUAUUAUUUGUUAGCUCAGUACAAUCACGGGGAGCAAACUCUAGGACAAAGUUCACCGAUAGGUAAAUACGGCCUCGAGAUGAAGCACAAGGCGAUGUUAGUGGAUUGGUACCACAGUACGCCAGCAUUGGCAACUUUCAACAGAACCCUGGCUAUCGAAAUACCUUCAAGAUACAAAAGCCUAGUGACAACGAAGACCGCUUCAAUACUAUGGAUGGUCGAGAAUUGGCUGGGAUCAGAAAAGUUUCAAAAGGCAUUAGUAAGAUACAUUAAUUCAAGGAGAGGGAAAUACAUAUCUUUGGAAGAUUUCAUGAUAAGCUUGGAUCAAGAUACGGUGGAAUGUCUUCAUCAGUUCUUCAACGGUUCCACUGCAUCCAGGGUCUUAAAGUCAUGGUUCCAUCAGGCUGGAUAUCCUGUUAUUAACGUACAGGUUCUCAGAGAUAGGAAUCCUAAUGUAAUUCUUCUUAAGCAGAGGCAAUUUAGCUUCACAAACCUCAAUCGUGUGGACUCCAACUAUUUGAUCCCAGUUUCAUACAUAAUGCAAAACAAUGAGAAUUGCUUCAAUUGCCACCAGCCUCGAUUCACUAUCGGCAUGCAGACGUAUUCCUUCGGGGAGAAUCUGGAUGGUGGUUGGAUAAUACUUAAUAGGAAUGCCUCGGGAUAUUAUCGUGUGAACUACGAUACUUACACGUGGAGACUUAUUGCGAAAACAUUAAAGGAAGACCAUCUUGCUAUUGACGAAUUGAACAGAGCACAGAUUGUUAACGACGUAUUUGCGCUAUUUAGCGCUGGGGAUUUGGAUAUAAACAUCGCCAUGACAGUUCUGGAUUAUCUCAAUGAAGAAUUGAGCGACGUAGUUUGGGAUGCUGCUGUUGAUGGUUUUAAUUUGUUGAAGAUAGAUGGCGCUAAUUGUCAUAUGACAAAGACCUUGUAUCAAGAAUGGCAGGAAUUUAUGCGUUCAAAAGUAGCCGCAUUGUACAAACGAUUAAUAGACAACCGCGACCAACGUCCGAACAUACGACUCUUCAGAAGUAUUGUUGUUGAUUUUGCCUGCACCCUCAGAUAUGAACCAUGCUUGAACUACAUGAGAAAGAUUCGUGCACCGCUCGAGAGACAGAGAAUUAAUCCAGAUUUCCGAGAAACGUAUUACUAUGUAUUUCAAAGCGAAUCAAAUGAUAAUAUCGGAAGUGAGGGCCUGAAUCGCUGCGAAUUUGAGGAGAAAAUCAACGCAGAACAUAAAUUGCGGGAACAGAACAGAUUUAUGUACAGAAUACCCAUGGGAACUCCUCGGCCACAGGAACUUGUGCGUUCAACGACUGAGUUCGUGAUAACCACCGAAUCUUCGACAACUGCACAAACUUUAGUAGCAGGACCCGGAGGAUCUGCUUCUAUAAUCUCUUCCUUGUUAACUACAAUCUUAUUAUUAUUAAUAACUAUUAUUAUUAGAUAAAAAAGAUUUAGAUAAAUUACUGGAUAAAUGGAAACCAAUUAAGUAUUUCUGAGACGUAUUAUUUCAUUUAGUAUGUCAAAUUUGAAGACUUCUCAAUAACGAACCGCCUGUAAAAACAAUCUGCCAUCUUUCUCAUAUUCUAUGAAAAAAAUAGAGAAAACAAUAUUAUUUUUUGUGCAAGUGUUUGAUCACGCGUAUUAAAAUGUGUUUUUGUGCCUGUUUAGCACAAAAAAUGUUAUUUUGUAGAGUCAAUUUCAUAGAUCACCUUUGAAAAAUCAUUAAAUGUAACGUUCAAUCAAUUUUUUGAACUCAAAAGUGCUAAAUUGCAAAUUUUUUUUAAGUUUCGGUUACAUAUUUAAAUUAAUGGCCACCAUUAAUCCUUGUUGCAAUGUUGCGUCAUUGAACCCUUUUAUACUAUGUUACAAAAAAAUGUUACAAAAAACCGCUGUGUUACAAAAAUUAUGUUACAAAAAAUUUUUUCUUCAAAUUUUUUUUGAUGUCUGUAUCGAUUCAUUAAUUCUAAUCGAUAUUUUCAAGGACACCUAACCUAACUUUGAAGCUUAAAAUAAUGGACGACAAAUGUGUUCUAUUAAAUUAGCUUAACUGUUGUAUCAAGUAUUACGAGUAUUAAUAUUGCAAGCGCUGCCAUUACUAAGACUAACUUAUUUUAAUAAUAAUAUUAUGUAACUAAAAAAAACUUGCUAAAUUAUUUUAAUCACAUUCCUAAUUUUACUCAGUUUAUUUAUUGGCUUGCUUUUUAAUAAAAAGAAUUA